Sinocyclocheilus rhinocerous is the source of this 2800-nucleotide messenger RNA. It is a transcript of the gene slc24a4b, whose product is annotated as solute carrier family 24 member 4b. Gene Ontology annotation, cellular component: plasma membrane. The transcript has 17 exons. Gene Ontology annotation, molecular function: calcium channel activity; calcium, potassium:sodium antiporter activity. The record is from RefSeq and is a predicted model, not a curated record. Gene Ontology annotation, biological process: intracellular calcium ion homeostasis; calcium ion transmembrane transport. The coding region runs from base 346 to 2151 and encodes 601 amino acids. Lineage: Eukaryota; Metazoa; Chordata; Actinopteri; Cypriniformes; Cyprinidae.
ACGUGUCUCCGGUGGACAUCAGAGGAGCGCAAAGUUCCCGACGAUCCAGAUGGGAAGAGUGGGAAUGCUUUCGCAAGCAGAGGGACCGAAGGACAUCACCUGAGACCGAUGUUAUUCACACGCGCGCGCUUCACGGCAGACGCAUGCGGCGCCGCAGGAUGCGUGCAGGCGGGAUUUGAACGUUUCCAGCGUUGUUGCAAUGCGGCGGGGAGGAAUCUGAUGAGAGCAGGGAUCUGGGACGGUGAAGGCUGGGAUUCUGCGCUGCUGUAUCUGGAUCCAGACCUCUGAUCGUGCUCUCUCUCCGGUUGCGCAUCGCGCGUUUCGGCGCUCAUUGAAGCCGCGACGAUGACCAGCGCGGAUCAGGAGCAGCAUCAGGACCGCACCAUGACGACGGUCUCCAAGAAAUCCAUCAUCGCCAAGAUGUUCAAAGUGCGUAAGAGGAGGGAGAUGCUGCUGGCGCAGGUGUGUUUGGUCUGCAGUGUUCUGCUCGUGGCGUGGGGCAUGUCGACCAUCCUGACCAGGACAGGUCAUGGUAUGAUUGUGGAGGAGUCGCACAUGGAAUCACAUGAUCACUGGGGUCGACGGCUGAUGUCCUCCACUCCUGAUAAUGCGACGGAGGUGAAGAACUGCACAGAGCCAGCCAUCCGUGAAUUUCCAGAUGAUAUUUUCACCAAUGCUGAGCGGAAGAGCGGUGCUGUACUGCUGCAUAUUAUAGCGGCUCUCUACAUGUUCCUGGCUCUGGCAAUCGUGUGUGACGACUACUUCGUGAUGUCUCUUGAGAAAAUCUGUGAGAAGCUGAAUCUGAGCGAGGAUGUAGCUGGAGCCACGUUCAUGGCGGCGGGGAGCUCAGCGCCCGAACUCUUCGCUUCUGUUAUAGGUGUCUUCAUCACUCACAGUGAUGUUGGAGUCGGAACGAUCGUCGGUUCUGCCGUCUUCAAUAUUCUCUGCAUCAUAGGAGUUUGUGGGAUCUUUGCCGGGCAGGUGGUCUUACUGACCUGGUGGCCUGUUUUCCGUGAUUCUUUCUUCUACAUAUUGUCUGUAGUUGCUCUAAUUGUGUUCAUCUAUGAUGAAAAGAUUGUGUGGUGGGAGAGUCUGGUGCUGGUGGUCAUGUAUGCUGUAUAUAUCCUCAUCAUGAAAUUUAAUGCAAGCUUGCAGAAGUUUUUCACAAGACGGAGCGACAAGAACGUUGCCAAUGGAAACGCAGCGGCCGGCAGUGAACUGGAGGACGUCAAGUCCAGUAAGGUUUACAGUCGAGGUUCGGUGGUAAUGGUUGAUGAAAUCAUCAAGGCCAGUCCUCCAAAUUACCGUUUCCCUGAAGCCGGUCUCCGUGUGAUGGUCACAAACCACUUCGGACCCAAGCCUCGUCUGCGCAUGGCCAGCCGUCUCAUUAUAACAGAGCGUCAGAGGUUGGUCCAGUCGGCUAACGGCGUGGAGACGGCUGUGGUGGACGGCAAGCCAGACAUCGAGAAUGGAAACGUGCCAGAAGACAAAACCACUGAGGAUAAAGAGAGUGAGCUCACCUCACCGUUCAGGUUACCAGCCGGCUGUAUGAACAGAACUAAAUGGCUGAUCUCUUGGCCGUUGUUAUUGAUCCUGUACUUCACCAUCCCAAACUGUGCCAAGUCUCGCUGGGAGAAAUACUUCAUGCUCUCGUUCAUCCUCUCCACCAUCUGGAUCGCCGUCUUUUCCUACUUCAUGGUGUGGAUGGUGACGAUCAUCGGAUACACGCUCGGCAUUCCCGAUGUCAUCAUGGGCAUCACGUUUCUGGCGGCGGGCACGAGCGUCCCGGACUGCAUCGCCAGCCUGAUCGUGGCUCGUCAAGGUCUGGGAGACAUGGCCGUGUCCAACACCAUCGGCAGUAACGUCUUUGACAUUCUGGUGGGGCUCGGCGUUCCCUGGGCGCUGCAGACCAUGGCAGUCAGUUAUGGAUCAGUUGUGAUGAUAAGCAGUCGGGGACUGGUUUACUCUGUGGUGCUGCUGCUGGGAUCUGUCGCGCUCACCAUUCUUGGGAUUCAUCUGAACGGGUGGAAGCUGGACUUUAAGCUGGGCAUCUAUGUGCUGGUGCUGUACGCCGUCUUCCUCUGCUUCUCCAUCAUGAUCGAAUAUAACGUCUUCACCUUCGUCAACCUGCCCAUGUGUCAGGAAGACUAAAAUCCCAUGGGCCGCUCCGUAUCCCAGAAUGCACCAUCCUGAUGUCACAACCUCCGUUCUUGCACUCCAGAACCACCAUCACCUCAGACUGGACGAAUGUUAGUCUUCAUGAGGACUAACGCUUUAUUCACGCUCCUUUCAUUCGACUCGUUUCACUGUGGAUGGAUGGACAAACGGAUACGAUCUUCCACUUAAGCUCAUUUUGCUGACCUCUGACCCCAGAUUUCGACCCAGAAAGAGGAACUUGUCCUCGGCAGCUCUUCUCUUCCAGUUUAAUAUUGUAAAAUGCACGGCAAAUACGGAGUCUAUGGACGAGCAUUCAUCCUUUCCUACAUGCCUACACUGAUCUCUUUCUUUUUUUUUGUCACUUUGUUGAAAAAUUUCUUUUUUUUAAACCGCUGAAUCUCUUCGUGAAGUCUUUAUUGCUCACACAACUGUGAAUUAUUUUGCAGAAUAUCAUUUUUUUUAGCCUAAAAAAAAAUGCAAGAGAAAUUAACAUUUUCAGUUAUUAUUGUGUCCUAAUCGGGUCAAUCGUCCAUGCAAAUCCGUGCAGUCUCAUUGGUCUAAAAAAUCUGCAUAUUAAUCAUCAACAGUGUUGCAGCUGGCUGUGAUUAUGUUGCAGCAUUGACUCUUUCGUUGCAGACGGACU